Messenger RNA from Hyposmocoma kahamanoa, 4028 nucleotides. RefSeq names its product multiple C2 and transmembrane domain-containing protein (gene Mctp). The record is from RefSeq and is a predicted model, not a curated record. The transcript is spliced from 19 exons. Gene Ontology annotation, cellular component: synaptic vesicle membrane. Gene Ontology annotation, molecular function: calcium ion binding. Bases 50 to 2605 code for a protein of 851 amino acids. Lineage: Eukaryota; Metazoa; Arthropoda; Insecta; Lepidoptera; Cosmopterigidae. Gene Ontology annotation, biological process: regulation of neurotransmitter secretion.
AAUGAUUACCUGCGUGCGCUGUGAUAGCUGACAGGAGCUGAAUGACGUCAUGUCCAGUAAGAAGCAUUCGCCGCAGCCUAAGCGGACGGAGGCACUGAGCGGGCGACUGUCCAAAUCAGCUUCGGAGUUAUCCUGUGCUCCACCGCAAAAUGCGUCGCCUCCGCGCGCGCGAUCCGCGCAUCAUCACACACCCCUUUCCGUGGUGCAUAGAACUCAACACUUCUUUACCACCUUGAAGAGUCGAUGGCAGCGCAGCAAGAGCCGGGAGCGAUACCCGGCGGGCACAAUGUUCUCGCUUGCCCCGGGGCAUGACAGCAGCGGGACAGAUUACCAGGAGAGCUCAGAGAGUACACCUGCUAACUCGCCCAGACAUCGGGGAAGAAGAGAUAUGUCAACGUCGAGGCAGGUGUCCACUGAUCAAGUUCCGUCCACAUCGGGCACUCCGGCGCAUUAUCCGCGCCCGCCGCCUGCUGAGCUACUGCAAUUGGAACCCGAUGAAGGCCAAAAGCUAAGAGAGCAACACUUAAGACAAUUUUCGUUCUUCCAACUAAGAGUUCACUUGAAAAGAGGCCAAAACCUAAUCGCCAUGGACAAAAACGGCACCAGUGACCCUUACGUGAAGUUCAAGACUGGUGGACGUCUGUUGUACAAGUCGAAAAUCGUGUAUAGAGACCUGAAUCCUGUCUGGGAUGAAUGCUUCACCGUUCCUAUUGAAGAUCCUUUUCAGCCAGUUCAAAUUAAGGUGUUCGACUACGAUUGGGGCCUCCAAGACGACUUCAUGGGAUCCUGUCACUUAGACCUCACGGCCUUGGAGCUUGGCCGCACUCAGGACCUGGUUCUCUGCUUACGGGAUCCUAAUAAGACUAACCAGGAUUUGGGGGAGAUCGUGCUCAAUGUGACUCUGUGGCCGAAAUCUCAAGAAGAGAAAGACCAGUAUCUGUUAAAGAACACGAGGCUAAGUGAUGUAAACAAGAAGCUCAAAGCACAAAUUUGGAGUUCAGUUGUGACAAUUGUGUUGGUCGAAGCGAAGAAUCUGCAAGCUAUGGAUUUGGACACGCGAUCUAGCGAUCCUUACUGUAAAUUUAGGUUAGGCAAUGAAAAAUACAAAAGCAAAGUGGUAUGGAAAACUCUUCAUCCAUCAUGGCUGGAACAGUUUGAUCUGCAUUUAUAUGAUGACCAGGAACAAAUAUUGGAAGUCACGGUUUGGGAUAAGGAUAAACAAAGUAAAGAUGACUUUUUAGGAAGAUGUCUUAUAGAUUUAUCAAAAUUAGCAAGGGAAAAAACGCACAAUAUUUGGGCUGACUUAGAAGAUGGGAACGGGCAAAUAUUUCUACUGCUUACAAUUAGUGGAACCACGCAGUCUGAAACGAUAACAGAUUUAACCAGUUACAGAGAGAAUCCUAAAGAUAAGGAAAUUAUUGAAAGGAGAUACGCGUGGCAUCGGUUAAACGAGAACUCAAGUGGAGUGGGGUGGCUAUGUGUGAAAGUCUACGGAGCAAAAGGUUUAGCCGCAGCAGAUUUAGGUGGAAAGUCAGAUCCGUUCUGUGUUUUGGAAUUAGGAAAUGCAAGGUUACAAACGCAUACGGAGUAUAAAACUUUGACACCGAAUUGGAUGAAGAUCUUUACUUUUACUGUAAAAGACAUAAGUUCAAUCCUAGACAUAACUGUCUACGAUGAAGAUCACGAUCACAAAGUCGAGUUUUUAGGCAAAGUUGCAAUUCCGUUAUUAAAUAUACGAAACGGAGAAAAGCGAUGGUACGCAUUGAAGGAUAAGAAGAUGAGAGCUAGGGCGAAAGGAAACUUUCCUCAGAUACAAUUGGAAAUGACUGUGAUAUGGAAUCCGCUGAAAGCGGCAAUAAGAGUGAUAAAUCCAAAGGAACCAAAGUACAUGCACCAAGAGGCGAAAUUUAAGAGACAGCUCUUCAUCCGAAAUGUGAUGAGACUGAAAGCCGUCAUCAUGUGGUUGUUUGAAAUUGGAAAGGUUUUACAAGACUGUUUCGAAUGGGAAUCAAAAGUACUUUCAUUCUCUGGCUUGCUGGUGUGGCUAGCCUUCUGUUACUAUUAUGAAAUGUGGAUGUUACCUUUUCUAUUUCUCAUCUUAUUUGGAAGAAAUUGGCUCAUCUAUAGAUUGACUGGAGGAAAUGCUUUGUUAUUGCCAGUGGAUGAUGAGGAUUUAUUAGCUGAAGAAGAUGAAGAAGACGACGGUGACAAGGAGGAAAAGAAAUCUCUAAAAGAAAGACUACAAGCGAUACAAGAAGUGACACAGACGGUGCAAAACGCUAUUGGUUACGUCGCCUCAUUAGGAGAGGCUGUAAAAAACUUAAUGAAUUUCACUGUGCCAUAUCUGAGUUAUAUAGCAAUCGUUAUGUUAGUUGGAGCCAUGGUUGUUUUGUAUAUUAUUCCCCUUAGAUAUCUUCUCAUGGCGUGGGGCAUAAACAAAUUUACAAGGAAAAUAUUGCGACCUCAUACGAUACCAAACAAUGAGGUAAUGGAUUUGUUGUCACGGGUACCUGACGACGAGACUCUGUUGGACUGCAGGGAACUAAAACCUCAUUCCUCGACGGAACACCGUCGAGACGUAAGAAAGAAGCACAAACCCUCGUAACAAUUCACUAAACCUUCCAUCAAACAACGGGUAUCCAGUUACUACAAGAGAAGCUUAAAAUCCAAGCUAUUUUUGAAUAAUAAAUAAAUCACAAACUGAAAAUUCGGCCAUGUUGUUUGACAUUCGUAAAGGUAAAAUACCAAACGGCUUUUAUAAAUGUAAAAAUAAAAAUACAAAUACAUAACUACUUAUCUAGUAAAAUCGUGAUAAUAUAAUAUUAAGUAAAACUAAAGUCGUCCAUGUAUAAAGCUGAAGUUAAAGUUUCUGUUUCUGGUUUGACAAUAUUGAUUUCUGUUUAAUUGAUCAGCAACAUGUAGAAAAAAGUAGUUAUAUCUCUGAAAAUCUGCUUUCGCAGCUGUCACAGUGGUAUUUACGUAGCUGCCUAUUUACAUAGCUGUAUAAUGGAAUUUAGAUAAUCUCGUAAUUCUACAUAUCUCUUGGUUCUUUAUCAUCAGUAUGUAGAAUUUUGGUUGAAAUAUAUCAUUGAUUUGAAAUGUAAUGUUCCCUUUUUGUUUUAAAUUACCGAAAAAUUUUUGUGUUUAUGGGUACCAACUUAAAUUUCAAUUUGUCGUUAUCCCCACCACAGAAGUAAUGUUUUUGAGAAAAAUAAAGUUUUUUUUCCUGUGUAUAUACCUAUGUUAGAACCAAUUACAAAAUGAUAUUGAUAAUCCAGAAACAAAAAUCGUGAUUUCUUGAAGAUAUUUUUUUGUCACUUAUAGAACCUCAGUUUAUGUUAACAAAAGAAGCAUUUAUUUUGGAAACUAAUAAAAAUUAUGAGUGCAUGAUUGAUACUUACGCAAACUGUUUCUGUAAACGUUUCAAAUAAUGUAACAAUGGUGUGUUAUAAAAUCUGUGAUUUUGAAAGAUCUGUAAAGAAUUAUGAAAUUGAUACGGAAAGCUUGCGUAAAAAAUUAGGUAUAGGCGAAAAAGUGCUCAGAUUUUGGGCUAUGUUAAUUAACUCUCCUCUUCCAUUUUAUUCUUAGUACACUUACUUAGCUAGAAAUGCUAGAAAUAUUUUAAUCUAAGCAGCAGUGGCGCAGCGUGUGGGGUGCAGACGGGGCUGUUGCCCCGGGCGUUAAAGUUGUUUUUUACUUAAAAUUAGAAAAUAAGUUCCACUGUUUGAGGAAAUGAUAUCUUGAACAACAUAAAAGUAGCGACGGCAGGUGAACAUAAAAACACAAUCGAGUCAAACCUGCCCGAACGAACUAUUUGUGUAAUCGUGAAAAUACUAAGAGGGCGCAGAAAAUUUAAAAUUGGCCCCGGGCGGCACAAAUCGACGCUACGCCACUGCUAAGGAAGCUGUGGUCAUAAAACGAGAUGUAGCGGUAUGUCAAAAAAAAACUAUGAAAGAUCUUAAAACAUUGCAUUUAAUACCCAAUUGUAAAAAAUCCAAUAAAUUUAUUGUAUACGUAGAUAGGAAUUU